Molecule: messenger RNA, 852 nt
Organism: Triticum turgidum subsp. durum (durum wheat)
Lineage: Eukaryota; Viridiplantae; Streptophyta; Magnoliopsida; Poales; Poaceae
Source: the annotation of a GenBank genome assembly
AUGAAUUUCCCCCUCCUCAAGAAGCUCACCCUGUUUUUAGUUUCCAUCACAGCGGAUGCCUUCCACAGACUGCUCUCUGGCUGCCAUGCCUUGGAGAGCUUAUACAUGGCCGAAGUUCGUGCUGCGGGUUGGCUCCGUGUCAGCUCGCCUACUAUUACAUUUACGACCAUCAUCUUCCGUCAUAGCUCUAGUGAAAAAACGGAACUGGUCAUCGAAGAUGCUCCCUGCCUUCUAAGGUUACUGUUAACUGAUUGUAAGAGAGAUGAUUGUGUCACUGUCAGGGUGAUUAGUGCGCCUAAUCUGAAGAUAUUGGGCCCUUUCUUGGUUGUGGCCUCCAAGCUCCUACUCUUCCAGGGAAUAAACUCAGUCAGCUCCACAAACUCGAUGCGCACCUUGAAGGUUUUGGCUCUCAAGCCUUCUGGAGAUAAAUUGCUUGCAACUCUUAACAUCCUUAGGUGGUUCCCCUAUUUGGAAAAGCUCUGUAUUAUUUUUCAUAAACACUAUGAGAUGCAUGAGCAAAAUGAGCCUCCGUAUGACCCACUGUAUCCAAUCGAAUGCCUUGAGUCCCAUCUCAAAAAAGUGGUGUUCAAGUCAUUCCAGGGCUAUAGGAGACAGGUUGAAUUUGCCAGGAUCUUUGUAUUGAAUGCAAAGGUGCUAGAUAAGAUGGAAUUUGAAGUAUAUAAUCACUACCGCAGUGAAAUGGUGGCUUAUCAAUAUAGGCUGCUGCAAGUGGAAAACAGAGCUUCUCGACAUGCUCGGUUUGAAUUCAGGACUACAUCCAUGCCCAUAAACAUGUCCAUGAUUUCUCAGUGGUUGAACCCCUUCAGACCCAUACAUGGGGUUGGUGCCUGA